CUGAAGCCUGAGGAGCCAUGUCAUCCACGAAAAGCAAGAAGGAUAAGGAGAUCAUAGCGGAGUACGAGACCCAAGUGAAAGAGAUCCGUAACCAGCUGGUGGAGCAGUUUAAAUGCUUGGAGCAGCAGUCGGAGUCUCGUAUCCAGCUGCUGCAGGACCUGCAGGAGUUCUUCCGACGCAAAGCUGAGAUCGAACUGGAAUACUCUCGCAGCCUGGAGAAACUGGCUGAGAGAUUCUCCUCAAAGAUCCGCAGCUCCAGGGAGCAUCAGCAGUUUAAGAAAGACCAACACUUGCUGUCCUCCGUAAACUGCUGGUAUCUGUUGCUGAACCAGACGAGGCGCGAGAGCCGAGACCAUGCCACCCUGAGCGACAUCUACACCAACAACGUCAUCGUGCGCUUGGCUCAGAUCAGCGAGGAUGUCAUCCGCCUGUUCAAGAAGAGCAAAGAAAUUGGGAUCCAGAUGCACGAGGAGCUGGUGAAGGUGACAAAUGAACUUUACACUGUGAUGAAGACGUACCACAUGUACCACACUGAGAGCAUCAGCGCUGAGAGCAAGCUGAAAGAUGCAGAAAAGCAGGAGGAAAAGCAGUUCAGCAAGUCCGGAGAUCUGAACGUCAACCUGCUGCGCCAUGAAGACCGCCAGCCGCGGCGCAGCUCCGCCAGGAAGAUUGAGAAGAUGAAAGAAAAGAGGCAAGCCAAGUACUCAGAGAAUAAGCUGAAAUGCACAAAAGCCAGGAAUGACUAUUUGUUGAACCUGGCAGCAACCAAUGCGGUGGUUGCAAAAUAUUACAUCCACGACGUCUCCGACAUGAUUGAUUGCUGUGAUCUUGGCUACCAUGCCAGCUUGGCGCGCACCUUCAGGACGUACUUGUCUGCAGAGUACAACCUGGAGACGUCGCGCCACGAGGGACUGGAUAUCAUUGAGAAUGCGGUGGACAACCUGGACUCUCGCAGCGAUAAGCACAAGAUCAUGGAUAUGCAUAACCAGGUGUUCUGUCCCCCGAUGCGCUUUGAAUACCUGCCGCACAUGGGGGAUGAGGUGUGCCAGGUCAGCGCCCAGCAGCCGGUGCAAACUGAGCUCCUGAUGCGCUACCACCAGCUGCAGUCUCGGUUAGCAACACUAAAGAUCGAGAACGAAGAAGUGAGGAAGACCUUGGAUGCAACCAUGCAAACGCUCCAGGACAUGCUGACAGUGGAGGACUUUGACGUGUCAGAUGCCUUUCAGCACAGCCGCUCCACUGAGUCCAUCAAGUCUGUGGCCUCUGAGUCAUACAUGAGCAAGCUCAACGUAGCCAAGAGGAGGUCAAACCAGCAAGAGACCGAAACCUUCUACUUUUCGAAAUUUAAGGAGUACCUGAAUGGCAGUAACCUCAUCAUCAAACUGCAGGCGAAGCAUGACUUACUGAAGCAGACGCUGGGAGAAGGGGAAAGAGCCGAGUGUGGAACGACGAGGCCGCCCACCCUCCCCCCUAAACCACAGAAAAUGCGGAAACCUAGGCCACGCUCCAUGUUUAACCAUAAACUGUUUAACGGCAAUAUGGAGACCUUCAUCAAGGACUCGGGCCAACCGAUUCCGCUUGUUGUUGAAAGCUGCGUCAGAUACAUCAACCUGUACGGGUUGCAGCAGCAGGGGAUAUUUCGCGUGCCAGGAUCACAGGUGGAAGUCAACGACAUCAAAAACUCAUUUGAAAGAGGUGAGGACCCACUGAUUGACGACCAGAAUGACCACGAUAUUAACUCAGUGGCAGGAGUGCUGAAGCUGUAUUUCAGAGGGCUGGAGAACCCACUCUUCCCGAAGGAGCGUUUCCUGGAUUUCAUCUCCACCAUCAAGCUGGAGUCAGAAGCGGAGAGAGCCCAUCACAUCCAGCAGAUAGUCGUCACUCUUCCUCGCACCGUCAUAAUCGUCAUGAGAUACCUUUUUGCAUUUCUCAAUCAUCUUUCCCAGUACAGCGAUGAAAACAUGAUGGAUCCCUACAAUUUAGCCAUCUGCUUCGGCCCCACUCUGAUGCCCAUCCCGGACGGCCAGGACCCCGUGGCGUGUCAGGCACAUGUCAACGAAGUCAUCAAGACCAUCAUCAUCAACCAUGAAGUCAUCUUCCCAAAUCAGCGUGAGCUGGACGGGCCGGUCUACGAGAAGUGCAUGACGGGCGGGGAAGAGUAUUGUGACAGUCCCCACAGUGAACCAGGAACCAUCGAUGAAGCUGACAAUGGGACUGAGCCACACACUAGUGAUGAAGAGGUCGAACAAAUUGAAGCCAUUGCCAAGUUCGACUACACAGGGCGCAGUCCCCGGGAGCUGUCCUUCAAGAAGGGAGCGUCUCUGCUUCUGUAUCACAGGGCCUCUGAGGACUGGUGGGAGGGUCGUCACAACGGCGUGGACGGACUCAUCCCCCAUCAGUAUAUUGUUGUGCAAGACUUGGACGAUGCCUUCUCCGAUAAUCUCAGCCAGAAAGCAGACAGUGAAGCCAGCAGUGGACCGUUACUGGAGGGUUCCUCCAAAAAUGACAUCCCAUCGCCGUGUGAGCAGCCGGCAGAUUACAACUUCGGAGGAGUCAUGGGGAGGGUCAGGCUACGGUCAGACGGCGCUGCGGUCCCGCGCCGUCGGAGCGGCGGAGCGGAGACCCACAGCCCGACCAGAGUCCCCGACACUCCGCCGCGUGCUGCCGCCUGUCCCAGCAGUCCUCAUAAAAUAUCCAUUAGCAAGGCUCGCAUGGAAAGUCCAGAAAAACGGCGACUUGGCACUUUUGGUAGUGCAGGCAGUAUUAACUAUCCAGAUAGGAAGGCAUAUCCAGAGGGCCACCCACUGAGACCAGUGCCAGGGGCCACCCGCCACAGCAGCCUGGGGGACCACAAAACACUGGAGACCGAGGCUCUGGCUGAGGACAUCGAGAAGACCAUGAGCACUGCACUCCACGAGCUGCGGGAGCUGGAGCGCCAGAACACCGUGAAGCAGGCCCCCGAUGUGGUCCUGGACACCCUGGAGCCAAUGAAGAACCCGGCGAGCUCAGAGCCCGGCAGUCCGCUUCACACCAUCAUGAUCCGUGACCCGGACGCAGCCAUGCGGCGCAGCAGCAGCUCCACCUCUGAGAUGAUGACCACCUUCAAGCCCGCCCUGUCCGCCCGGCUGGCCGGGGCUCAGCUGCGCCCGCCGGCCAUGAGACCGGCACGCUCCGCUCCGACGCAGCACCGCUCGAGCAGCUCCAGCUCUUCGGGGGUUGGCAGUCCCGCCGUGACGCCCACUGAAAAACUGUUUCCCAGUAACAGCUCAGCUUCAGGGUCCAAUGUGAAUGUUUCAGGUGACGCCGGGGACAAGACUGGCAGCAUGUAGCAGAGGAAGAAUCUGUUCUAAAAGGGAGAAAAAGAUGAUGAUCAAAACAAGAAAAUGUUCCUUAAAGUAGAGAAAAGUAUUGUCCUCACUGUACAGGAGUCUCCGGGUUACCAUGGUGACAAAGCAGCAGACGAUGCUGCAGGGGUUUAAUGUCGUACAGCUCUUUGAAACUUGACCGACUGUGUAAAAGACUAUGUAAACUUCAGUUAUACCUCAGCUUCAACAGAAAUCUAUGGCCAUGCUCUCGUUUCAGAGAUUUGUUGAAGGCCAUUGAAGCAAUACUUGAGUGAAAAAAAA
This is a messenger RNA of Poecilia reticulata (guppy), 3626 nucleotides long. It is a transcript of the gene srgap3, whose product is annotated as SLIT-ROBO Rho GTPase activating protein 3. Gene Ontology annotation, biological process: signal transduction. Lineage: Eukaryota; Metazoa; Chordata; Actinopteri; Cyprinodontiformes; Poeciliidae. The record is from RefSeq and is a predicted model, not a curated record. Gene Ontology annotation, molecular function: protein binding.